This is a messenger RNA of Columba livia (rock pigeon), 4798 nucleotides long. RefSeq names its product BRCA1 interacting helicase 1 (gene BRIP1). Lineage: Eukaryota; Metazoa; Chordata; Aves; Columbiformes; Columbidae. Bases 288 to 3995 code for a protein of 1235 amino acids. Gene Ontology annotation, cellular component: nucleus. The record is from RefSeq and is a predicted model, not a curated record. Gene Ontology annotation, biological process: double-strand break repair involved in meiotic recombination; nucleotide-excision repair. Gene Ontology annotation, molecular function: hydrolase activity, acting on acid anhydrides, in phosphorus-containing anhydrides; ATP binding; DNA helicase activity. The transcript is spliced from 21 exons.
UGGUUCUCAUAGCGCAGCAGUGGAAGGGGGGGCAGCGGCUCAGUUUGCGAUUUGCUGAUUGGUGGCUCAGGACCCUUUCCUGUCAGCUGAUUGGCGGCGGGGCGGAGGCGGGAAGGACGGACGCUGAAGCGGGCUCUGUGGCCUGAGGAUAUUUUUUUCCUGUUGAGAAGGUUGAUGAUGAAGCUGAAUCAUGCCAUGCGUUGGUGGUUUUGUGAUGUAUGUGUUUACUCAUUAAAAGUCAGAUGACACAGUUCUAAACCUGAAGUGAGCAGGAGUAAAAAGUGACAAUGUCUUCUGAUGUGUCAGAAUAUACUAUCGGGGGAGUCAAGAUUAGAUUCCCUUGCAAGGCAUAUCCUUCACAGCUUGCUAUGAUGAAUGCUAUUGUCAAGGGCUUAAAUAACAGGCAGCACUGUUUGUUGGAGAGCCCUACGGGAAGUGGCAAAAGCUUGGCAUUGCUUUGUUCUGCGUUAUCAUGGCAGCAGUCUCUGUAUGGGAAAUUAGUGCUCACAUCGUCAUGUGAAAAGGAAGAGAGAAAGCCAGAGAGCUCCCUGCCCUGUCGCUGUGCGUGUCAUUCCCAGUCUAAGAGCAACGAGGCCGCAACGAGUGUGAAUCCUGGUGCUUCUUGUUCUUCUAGUAAUUAUGAAACAGGCAGUUCUGUAAAACCUGGAAGCCCACUGACAAAUACAGGAUGUAAAGAAAAUGAAACGUUAGCUUCGAAAUUGUCAGCCAAAAAAAGGUUAUCUGUGUGUAACAGUGAGAAUGAUGAUUUUCAAGUGGACAGGAAAAGGAUUCGCCCUUUAGAAACUGAGCAGCAGCAGGUUAGAAAACGUCAUUGUUUUGCAAAAGGAGUCCAGAUGGUUGAUGCCUUGGAAGUCUAUCAGCAGAGGAAAAAUGGAGAGCUGGUUGUGCACUCUGAAAAAAGUGUGAAAACUGCUACUUCUGCUCCCAGAACAUCUUCAGGUCCUUGCACUGAAUGUUCCUGUUCUUCUGGAAAAGAAACUAAUAAAGAUACUAGUAACACAAAGAAGAAAGAAAGUGGAGAUCAGUCGUUCAUUCCUAAAAUAUAUUUUGGAACGCGCACACACAAGCAAAUAUCCCAGAUUACUAGAGAGUUGAAGAGAACAGCGUAUUCCAGUGUCCCCAUGACAAUUCUUUCUAGCCGGGAUUACACCUGUAUUCACCCAGUGGUAUCUAAUAGUGGUAGUAACAGGAAUGAAAUGUGUGUAGAAUUGCUGGAAGGAAAACAUGGCAAGUCCUGUCUUUACUAUCACGGUGUUCAUAAAGUCAGCGAGCACCAUGGCCUGCAGUCUGCACACAACAUGUCCCAGGCCUGGGACAUUGAAGAUCUCGUGCACCUGGGAAAGAAGCUUCGUGCUUGUCCAUAUUUUGCAGCCAGAGAACUCAUGGUGGGCGCAGAUAUUGUGUUUUGUCCUUAUAAUUAUCUCCUGGACCCGCAGAUACGGGAGAGUAUGGAUAUUAACCUGAAAGGCCACGUAGUCAUUUUAGACGAAGCCCAUAAUAUUGAGGACUCUGCUCGGGAGUCAGUGAGCUACGGAGUUACAGAAAAUCAACUGAGAGCUGCUCAAGAAGAGCUUGAUUUCAUGGUCAAUAACAACAUCAGGCAGAUGGACCAUGGGCCCCUCCGGGCUGUGUGCUGCUCUUUGACAAACUGGUUACGGCAGAGCUCUAGUCAACUGGUAGAAAGAGGAUAUGAAACCUCCUGUAAGGUUUGGAGUGGAAAAGAAAUGCUCCCUAUUUUACACCAAAUGGGAAUCACUGGUAUUACUUUUCCCAUUUUACAGAAACAUCUUGCUACUGUUCUGGAAAAAGAAGAAAAAAUAUCAGUGCUUGGUAGAGAGGAACUUAUUGAGAUACCAGUUGUGAGCCCUGCCACUCAGAUUGUGCUGAAAGGGUUAUUCAUGGUGCUUUUAUUUCUUUUUAAAGAUAAUAGCAGGUAUGCAGAUGACUACAGAGUUGCUCUACAGCAAACCUAUGCCUGGAUGAAUGAAAACCAGCCUGAUGUUUCAGAGACAAGCGCCUUGGUUACAAGGCCCAGGCAUAAAAGGAAUUUGCGGCAGAAAACCAUGGUCCACGUGCUUAAUUUUUGGUGCUUGAAUCCUGCUGUGGCAUUUUCAGACUUAAGUGAUGUUAGAACAAUUGUUCUGACAUCUGGGACACUCUCCCCAAUGGAUUCAUUUUCUUCGGAACUUGGUGUGAAGUUUUCUAUUCAGUUGGAGGCAAAUCACAUUAUUCGGAACUCACAGGUUUGGGUUGGCACCGUGGGAGCGGGCCCGAACCGGCGGAAGUUGUGCGCAACGUUCCAGCACACGGAGACCUUUGAGUUCCAGGAUGAGGUGGGAGCUCUCCUGCUGUCCGUCUGUCAGACCGUCGGCCAAGGAAUUCUCUGCUUUUUGCCAUCCUAUAAACUCUUGGACAAAUUAAAAGAUCGCUGGAUGCACACGGGGUUAUGGAGAAACCUGGAGCUGGUUAAAACAGUUAUUGCUGAGCCUCAAGGAGGGGCGAAGAGUGACUUCGAUGAACUGCUGAAAAUAUACUACGAUGCAAUAAAAUGUAAAGGAGAAAGAGAUGGAGCGCUCCUCAUAGCCGUAUGCAGAGGAAAAGUCAGCGAAGGCUUGGAUUUCUGCGAUGAGAACGCCCGUGCGGUUAUAACCAUUGGUAUUCCAUUUCCAAAUGUGAAAGACCUGCAGGUUGAAUUAAAGAGGAAGUACAAUGACCAGCACAAAAAUACAAGAGGCCUUUUACCAGGGAGCCAGUGGUAUGAAAUUCAAGCUUAUAGGGCUCUGAACCAAGCCCUGGGAAGGUGUAUAAGACAUAGGAACGACUGGGGUGCUCUGAUUUUAGUUGAUGAUCGCUUCCGGAAUAACCCAAAUAAGUACAUAACUGGAUUAUCUAAAUGGAUUCGUCAACAAAUCCAGCACCAUGAAAAUUUCAGUAGUGCACUCGAAUCCUUGCAAGCAUUCGCUACAAGAAACCAGAAAGGCAUUGAUGCUUUGUCAGAGUGCAGCAGUGAAUUUCCCCAUGUACCUUCAAACUCAAAAGACCUGUCUCAAGCCUCUCAACAGGAGUCAACGAUUCAUCUGUCACCAGAUGUUCCUGCUAAAGGUGGCCAGAAAGUUGAUGUAGAGACUCAUUCUCACCAUGUAACACAAAGACGAAAACAUAUGGACUCCACACCCAGAAUGCCAACAACUAAAACAGAGAGAGAAAGAAGGAAUGGGGGGACUAAUGCGGAUAUUAUGAAGGAACAUUGCUGCUUUAAACCACUGACUUCAACACCUCUGCCUGAAGCCAAGAACUGUGUGUCCACAGCGAACAGCAAACAAAAGAAUGUGGCUAGGGCUGGUGAACUUAUUGACAGUGUAAAUCAAUGCCAGUCAUCAUUAAUUUCCGAACAGAAACCAAGCGCACCAGAAUCAUGUUUAGAAACAACUGAUGUUUCACUUAAAAACCCUGAGGCCGCAGUUGCUGAAGAGCGUUCGCGUGAGCUCCAGCUUCCAGUUGAGCCCUGCAGUGAGUUCCCUGCAGCAGGAGGGAAACCUGAACUUUCAGUGUUAAACGGAUCUGCAGAAGCUGAAGAGGAGGACGAGAGUAUCUACUUCACACCUGAACUCUAUGAUGAUGCAGAAACAGAGGAUGAGGAGAUCAAACCACUGGUUCCAACCUGUAAUGCAAAUGAGAAUCAGACUAAAUGUGGGCACAGCACAGCUGCUACUGAUGUCUUUGCAAUUAACACCUCAGAAACACUAAAUGUAGCUAAAAAAGAGAUGGGUGAUAGCAGAAGCGCAAGUUUACGUGGAGUAAUGCACAACGAGGGGAGUAAGAAUAGUGCGGUUAAUAAUGCAGAGAUGACUAGCGAAACAGAAGCAGGGCAGGUAGCAUCUCAGGAGAUGGACACCAAGAAACGGAAGAUCAGUCUUUCCAGAUCACGAAAUAAAGGUGCGUCGUCUUCUCUGUUGAACAACAGUGGCUUGUAGUGCCCCGGUCACAGCCGCUGCUCUCGUUCCAUGUGUGCUGCCAGCACACUCCAGUUGUCAUUAGACUUUCUUGGUUGUGACUGUGAAAGUUAACCUGUAGUCUUCUAUAGACAUAAUUAAGAUUCUUUAUCCUAACUGUGUGGUGAAAGGGCAUCAUGUGUGGAAAUUCUAAACAGAAGCCCGAGUAGCAAUUGGCUUGUAGUUACAGGCUGGGGUUUGUCUAUUCCAGAUUUAAUGAAACGGCCAUUAAAUAUAAUCAAACAAUUGGGUUUUUCUCAGAAAGCAAAACACCCAUAUAAUCAAAUUGGUUUUUUUGCAUUUAUUAGGGCUUUUUUUUUAAUUAAAUAUGAGAACAGCAUCUUUGCAGAUCAAGUAAUAUGAUAGAUUGAGCCUGGAUACUGAAAUAGGUGUUUUCUUCAGGAUUUUGUUUCCUUCACAUUUCUUUUGUCAGAGUGACUAUCAGAAGCUGCUGUAGUAUUUGAACAGUUUGAUAUUUGACGAUGAUGAGAGGCUUUUUCAGUGGUCUUUAUUUGCUUUCUAUGAGUUGAGGUUUCUUUACAAUUUCCUUUUGCGAGAGGUUCUAAUUUCUUCUGGUCACAUUCUGUUAGUAUUCGUAUCGAAACGUGUUCAUUUGUAUGCCCUACAAACACAUUUACUAUGCAAUAUAUAACAAUGAAAAUUUGUACAUGAAGAUCUGUUAAGUCUUCCUCAGUCUACUUUUUUUGAAGUAUUUUAAACAUUUCUUUCAUGUAUUGCAAUGAAAACAGCCAGGAUUUUGCUGUAAUAAAGCGUACUACACCUGA